Messenger RNA from Cantharellus anzutake, 867 nucleotides. RefSeq lists its product as uncharacterized. The coding region runs from base 363 to 671 and encodes 102 amino acids. The transcript has a single exon. NCBI's taxonomy places the organism in Eukaryota, Fungi, Basidiomycota, Agaricomycetes, Cantharellales, Hydnaceae. The record is from RefSeq and is a predicted model, not a curated record.
CUGUGGUGAAAUUUACGGUGGAGUCUCUCCCGAGCUAGAAAGCCUACUACGUCUCUACUGCCCGUAUGCGUCUCACUACCGCCUUCAGAGAUGUGAACACGAGGACGCUUGGUAGAUGAGUGUACGUGGACAUUUGGAGAACAAGUCAACACACUUUGUCAGACAAGAGAUGGGUGAUUCCCUCAGGAUCACCAUUCGCACGUUGCGGAACACAGAUACGCACCACUUAGCUCCUUCCUUUCUUUCCAGUCUGUCAUCACUCCUUGCCUAUUGCCCAGUCCCGCUCCCUGAAUAUCUCCCCAGAAAUCACGGCCAUCGUCAGCCACGAGUACAUCCCAAUUGUCCUCUGCUGUGCUGUCGACAUGGCGGUCCAAUCAAUCAUAUACGUCCUCUUUGCCACCGGUGAGGGUGAGUACGUCGGCGCAGGAGCUGACUUCACGAACCAUCAGGUGAAGCGAGAUUUGGGCGAAGGAUUCGAUUCUCCAGAUGGUCCAUUUGAUUUUCCCGUUGCUCCCGAAAUUCUACCCGCGUGGGCCCAGGGUUGUAUCAGCCGUGCGACUGGUUUUAGGGCACCUAACUGCCAGAUGAUCGCUCCAUUUCUGAGGGUCCUGCCUCAUUCGGCUGGUUGCCCCACCGAGUUCACCUCCACUUGCGUUCAUUGGUCAUUUUGAACCCAAAAAUUUCGUCGCACGUUGAGGUUGAUAUUCAAGCCUGGCACUCGACAGGUACAGAGAGCACCUUUCUCCUACUCCUGGACUUAUUCCUCUCGCUUGUGAAAUGAUGACUCCAAGAUUGAGGCGGCGUACCGUGUGACAAAGCACGGAUCUAUUGGCUAUUGUUGGGAUCGGGGUGAGGUCGUCAACUGCG